Messenger RNA from Pelobates fuscus (common spadefoot toad), 864 nucleotides. RefSeq names its product taste receptor type 2 member 40-like. NCBI's taxonomy places the organism in Eukaryota, Metazoa, Chordata, Amphibia, Anura, Pelobatidae. The coding region runs from base 1 to 864 and encodes 287 amino acids. Gene Ontology annotation, molecular function: G protein-coupled receptor activity; bitter taste receptor activity. The record is from RefSeq and is a predicted model, not a curated record. Gene Ontology annotation, cellular component: membrane. Gene Ontology annotation, biological process: sensory perception of taste; detection of chemical stimulus involved in sensory perception of bitter taste; G protein-coupled receptor signaling pathway. The transcript has a single exon.
AUGGUCAAUAUGUUUAUUGUGGCCAUUCAUUUAACAAACUGGGUCAAAAGUAAGCGCAUGCCCAGCACCGACAAAAUAGUGGUGUCUCUCAGCUUGUCCAGGAUUUGUCACUUGUGGACAAACACGAUGCAAAAUUUCCUUCGUACAUUUUUGCCAGAGUUGUACUCUCAGCUUACAUUCUGUCAAGUUUUCUUGGUGGUCAGAAUGUUCUUCAAUUGCACCAGCAUUUGGCUUGCCACUGUAUUAUGUGUUUUUUACUGCUUGAAAAUUGCAAACUACAGUGCUGCUGUCUUUGUCUAUCUGAAGAUGCGUAUCUCCAAGCUGGUUCCUUGGCUCAUUUCUUUAUCCAUAUUAAUAUCUCUUUCAUCCAGCCUUCCGUUUGGCUGGUAUAGCUUCACAGCACAUAACAGGAAUUCAACCAAUGGUCUCUUCCAAAACAUGACAAGACAAGAAAUCUAUUUGGUGCAACAUGUUAAAAACCAAUUCUUCAUCUACUGUUUAGGAUCGUCUGUUCCAUUCUUGAUAUUUUGUGUUGCUAUUUUCCUUAUAAUGAGAUUUCUUUGGAUGCACAUCAGACAAAUGAAACACCGUGACUCAAAUCUAAAAGACGCAAACUUGGAUGCUCACCUGAAUGUGUUAAAGAGUAUGAUCUUCUUUCUUUUCCUCUAUAUUAUAUUUUUUAUAGACAUGAAUUUAAUAUUUUCGGAAUUUCUGCCAAUUGGAAGCAUUUGGAUGGUACUGUGUUCCAUUGUGAACUCUGCAUAUCCUUUCUUCCAUUCAGUGAUGAUUAUCGUUUACAACAACAAAUUAAAGAAACCUUUCUUAAAUUUAUGUCAUAACAUUUUUACACUUAUUAAAAAAUAA